AUGAGCGAAGAGUUGGAUGAGACGAUCGGCGAUCAGUCGGUGCCGUUCGGGAACGGGACGGACGUCGGGGUCGGGAAUGGCGUGAAUGGCGUGAAUGGUGUGCCAAACGGCACCUCAGGUGACAAAGAGAAGACAUUUGUGCUGAAGAAGUGGAACUGCUGUGCGAUGUGGUCGUGGGAUUGCGAGUGCGACACGUGUGCCAUAUGUCGGGUGCAAGUGAUGGACGCGUGUCUUCGGUGUCAGUCCGAGAGCCGAUCGGACGACUGUGUGGUUGUUUGGGGCGAAUGUAACCACUCUUUCCAUAACUGUUGUAUGAGUUUAUGGGUUCAGCAAAACAAUAGGUGUCCGCUCUGUCAGCAGGACUGGACUGUUCAGCGCAUCGGCAAAUAG
Molecule: messenger RNA, 390 nt
Organism: Medioppia subpectinata
Lineage: Eukaryota; Metazoa; Arthropoda; Arachnida; Sarcoptiformes; Oppiidae
Source: the annotation of a GenBank genome assembly